Molecule: messenger RNA, 1954 nt
Organism: Poeciliopsis prolifica (blackstripe livebearer)
Lineage: Eukaryota; Metazoa; Chordata; Actinopteri; Cyprinodontiformes; Poeciliidae
Product: butyrophilin-like protein 2
Exons: 7
Coding region: 264-1772 (502 amino acids)
Biological process (GO): T cell costimulation; positive regulation of T cell proliferation; immune response
Cellular component (GO): external side of plasma membrane
Source: RefSeq, a predicted model, not a curated record
UCAGAAUCCAUCAGGAUGGAAACAGAACCACCUGCAGCUCAGAGGGGAUCUACCCUCAACCUGAACUCACCUGGUCCACUGAGCCUCCAUCCAACACGGCUCUGCAGAACAGAACCACAGUCCAUCAGACUGAGGAGAAGCUUUAUGACAUCAGCAGCUCUCUGACGGGUCCAGACGGUUCUGAUCGGAUCUUCAGCUGCACCAUCAGAACCAGGAGGAACUGGUGGAAAACAAGUUUAACCAGAGCAGAGUCUGGAACCAGCAUGUCCUGUGUUAUCAACCAGGACUGCAUUUUACCAUGUCGGUUCAGGAAUCGGGUUGCCAACAUGACAUGGGAGCGUGAAAUACCAAAAUCAGGGAUUGUAAGUUAUGACCAGGGUAACAUCAGAACCUCUGAGAGCUUCAGAUCCAGAGCGUCUCUGUUUGAGGAUCAGAUCUCCAGAGGAAACGGCGACCUGCUGCUGAGAGGAGUGAAGGUUGAUGAUGAGGGAACAUAUGAGUGUCAUGUUUUUACAACUGGCAUCUAUUAUAGACGUUCUGUUGUCCUUGAGAUAGAAGCUCCAGUCUCUUCAGUCAGAAUCUAUCAUGAAGGAAACAGAAUCACCUGCAGCUCAGAGGGAAUCUACCCUCAACCUGAACUCACCUGGUCCAUCAUGACUCUGCAGAACAGAACCACAAUCCAUCAGACUGAGGAGAAGCUUUAUGACAUCAGCAGCUCUCUGACGGUUACAGAUGAAGAUGUAGGUCUGUUUUACUCCUGCACCAUCAGAACCAGGAAGAGCUGGAGGAUAGCAGCACUAAAUGAGCCAGGGAUUGGAACCAGAAUGUCCUGUGUUAUCAACCAGGACUGCAUUUUACCAUGUCGGGUCAAGAACGGGGUCAACAAGAUGGAAUGGAAACAUGGAACCUCUCUGAUUGUCUCCUAUGACCAUCGUGGCUCCAGUUACUCUGAGAGCUUCAGAUCCAGAGCGUCUCUGUUUGAGGAUCAGAUCUCCAGAGGAAACGGCGACCUGCUGCUGAGAGGAGUGAAGGUUGAUGAUGAGGGAGGAUAUGUGUGCACUGCAGUGAUUAAUGGCUUCUAUCAUAAACAUUUUGUUUUCCUUGCAGUAGAAGCUCCAGGUUCUGACAUCAGAAUCCAUCAGGAUGGAAACAGAACCACCUGCAGCUCAGAGGGGAUCUACCCUCAACCUGAACUCACCUGGUCCACUGAGCCUCCAUCCAACACGACUCUGCAGAACAGAACCACAGUCCAUCAGACUGAGGAGAAGCUUUAUGACAUCAGCAGCUCUCUGAUUGAUCCAGACGGUUCUGAUCGGAUCUACAGCUGCACCAUCAGAACCAGGAGCAACCAGAGGAGAGCAACUUUAGCUGAACCAGGUGCUGAGGUUCCAAUCAGCUGCACUUCCUUCAACAUUUCUGUGUCCAGUUUGGUCUGGAGGUUCAACCAGCGUCAGAUCAUCCUGACCAAGACUGACAGAAACAUCUACAACAUCUCAGAGGAGUGGAGGAAACAUGUGAGGGAUGUUUCAGCGUCCGGCAGCCUCACCUUACAGAAUGUGACCUCAGAUCAGGAGGGAGUUUACAGCUGUGAGCUCAGUGAUGAUGAGGAGACGAUGAUAACUCAGCUCUAUCUGAGGAGGACUGGAGAGAAUCUGGUGGUUCCUGAACUCAUCAGACGGACGGUGGUUUGUGUUGUGAUUGCAGCAGCAGCAGCUGGAUUCAUAAUGUUCUACAAGAAGAAAAUGGAGGAAAGUGAAGCUCUGCAGCUUUAAAGCUUUCAUUCACAUUCAGAGAGUGGUUUUGUUUUAAUGCCAUUCUCCCAUUUUACCCUCAAGAUGAUUGAUGAGCUGUGAUGGUUUCACUAAAUGAUCAGCUUCAUGUUCUUGAGAUGAUUCUCAUAUUUGGAGAUAUUUCUGUUUUUAUUUUUAGGAUGAUUUCAUCUUCUGCCCAGCAG